GUCACGGAGCAGGAAGUGGCCUUCUGUAAUGGCGGCGUAAACAGACGCGGAGUUUGUUCAUUUCACCAAAAGACUUCAGAAAAAUCACUGAAAAACGAGUUAAACUUUGGGUUUAAAGGUCUAAUCUGGAGCAUGGCUCACAUCACCAUCAACCAGUAUCUCCAGCAGCUGUACGAGGCCAUAGACAAUCGUGAUGGAGCGUUCUGUGCUCAGCUGCUGUCGUUUAAACACCCGCAUGUCGCCAACCCACGACUACAGUUGCAGAGUCCAGAGGAGAAGUGUCAGCAGGUGUUGGAGCCUCCGUAUGAUGAGAUGGUGGCGGCGCACCUCAGGUGCUGUUACGCUGUGGCCAAUCAUGACUUUGUAGAGGCCUACAAGUUCCAGACUCUGGUCGUCCAGUCAUUUCUGAGAGCGUUCCAGUCGCACAAAGAAGAAAACUGGGCUCUCCCGCUGAUGUUUGCUGUGACCCUGGACCUCCGGAUCUUCGCCAACAACGCCGAGCAGCAGCAGCAGAAAAAGGGCAAAGGUCAACCUGGGGAGAUGUUGGAGAAAGCAGCAGAACAACUGAUGAGCUGUUUCAGAGUCUGCGCCAGUGACAAUCGGGCAGGAAUCGACGACUCGAAGAAAUGGGGCAUGAUGUUCCUGAGCAACCAACUGUUUAAGAUCUACUUCAAGAUCAAUAAGCUGCCUCUGUGUAAACCUCUGAUCAGAGCCAUCGACAGCUCCAACCUGAGGAGCGAGUUCAGCCCCGCCCAGACCGUCACCUACAAGUACUACGUAGGACGCAAGGCCAUGUUCGACUCAGACUUUAAGCCCGCGGAGGAGUACCUGUCGUACUCGUUCGAUCACUGCCAUCGCUCGAGUCAGAAGAACAAACGCAUGAUCCUGAUUUAUCUGCUGCCCGUCAAGAUGCUGCUGGGCCACAUGCCGACUCUGCAGCUGCUCAAGAAGUACGACCUCAUGCAGUUUUCUGACGUCACCAAAGGAGUCCGGGAGGGAAACCUGCUGCUCCUGAACGACGCUUUGUCUAAACACGAGACGUUUUUUAUUCGCUGUGGAAUCUUCCUGAUUUUAGAAAAACUCAAGAUUAUCACCUACAGAAACCUCUUCAAGAAAGUGUACCUGCUGCUGCAGACUCACCAGCUCCCCCUGGAGGCCUUCCUCAUCGCUCUGAGGAUGAUGAAGGUGGAGGGUGUCGACCUGGACGAAGUACAGUGCAUCCUCGCCAACCUCAUUUACAUGGGUCACAUUAAAGGCUACAUCUCUCACCAACAUCAGAAACUGGUCGUGUCCAAACAGAAUCCUUUCCCCGCGCUCUCCACGCUCACCUAGACUACACUACCCAUGAUCCUCUGCUCCAGAGGAUGCUCUGCUCCUCUGCUCCACCCACAGGACUAAACCAGGACUAAACCCGGACUAAACCAGGACUAAACCAGGACUGAAGUAGGAUCUAACCCAGGACCUAAACCAGGACUAAACUUUAACUGUUUUUGAUGAAUUGUGUUUUGUAAAAAGUGAAAUAAACGUCUCGUCCUUUUGUA
This is a messenger RNA of Boleophthalmus pectinirostris (great blue-spotted mudskipper), 1541 nucleotides long. It is a transcript of the gene pcid2, whose product is annotated as PCI domain containing 2. Gene Ontology annotation, biological process: poly(A)+ mRNA export from nucleus; post-transcriptional tethering of RNA polymerase II gene DNA at nuclear periphery; transcription elongation by RNA polymerase II. Gene Ontology annotation, cellular component: transcription export complex 2. The transcript is spliced from 15 exons. The record is from RefSeq and is a predicted model, not a curated record. Lineage: Eukaryota; Metazoa; Chordata; Actinopteri; Gobiiformes; Gobiidae. Gene Ontology annotation, molecular function: double-stranded DNA binding; RNA binding. The coding region runs from base 133 to 1332 and encodes 399 amino acids.